Molecule: messenger RNA, 3402 nt
Organism: Chiloscyllium plagiosum (whitespotted bambooshark)
Lineage: Eukaryota; Metazoa; Chordata; Chondrichthyes; Orectolobiformes; Hemiscylliidae
Gene: rxfp2l
Product: relaxin family peptide receptor 2, like
Biological process (GO): activation of adenylate cyclase activity; hormone-mediated signaling pathway; adenylate cyclase-activating G protein-coupled receptor signaling pathway
Cellular component (GO): plasma membrane
Molecular function (GO): G protein-coupled peptide receptor activity; protein binding
Source: RefSeq, a predicted model, not a curated record
CACAGCAGCCAGGCAGAGUCCCAGGCAGACAGCUCCAGUCCCCGGGAGAUCGGAGUCUUCAGCAUGGUACCUGCUAUCCUGCCACUGACUGUCCUCGCCACCAUUGCGGCUUCCAGUGCACUUCGUACAGGCCAUCAAACCAUAUUCUGCCCCCUUGGAUACUUCCCUUGUGGCAAUGUCAGCGUGUGUCUACCACAGCCACUACAUUGCAAUGGGGUCAUAGACUGUGAAAAUGGAGCUGAUGAGGACAAAUGUGCUGACAUCUAUGGCUGGCCAAAACUUGUAGAUUGGUACUUCGACCAAGUUACAACUAUUAAUGAUGAAUCAGGCGAUUGCUCACUCGACUUGUAUCCAAAGAGAUGUACGUGUGAAGGUUUUAAAAUUACCUGUGAAGAUGCAGGACUUAUCACUGUGCCAUCAGUUUCCACCAAUGUAACAAAACUGUUGCUAAUGCAAAACAACAUCACAACCCUCCUUGAUGACCAGUUCAUUAGAUACAGACAACUGGAACUACUGAUUUUGCAAAACAACUCAAUACAUUCCAUCUCCACCAGAGCCUUUGCAGGGCUUUUCCGUCUAAAGAGACUAUAUCUCGGCAGGAAUAAAAUCUCCGUGCUAAAGCCAGGAGUAUUCCAUGAUUUGCAUCAACUUGAGUGGCUCAUUUUGGACAACAACUUGAUAGAAAGUAUCACACCAAAGACCUUUGUUGGCCUGAAGUCUGUCUUCUUCUUAUAUAUGAUAAAUAAUUCAUUGGAAAAUAUUCCCAAUAUCUGUUCUGUACUUCCCAAACUGAAAUGGCUGGAUGUAGAAGGGAACAAUAUUGAGUCCAUCGAAAAGAAGAAUUUUCAGGCAUGCAACAAGUUUGAUGUCCUCGUUCUUCGCAACAAUAAAAUCAGAUAUAUUAAGGAUGAUACUUUCUCAACAAUGCCAUUCAUGAUAGAACUGGAUUUGUCUAUGAAUCAGCUUCAGGAAUUGUCUCCCUCAGUAUUCAAAGGUUUUGAACAGCUUCAUCAACUGAAUUUAUCACGUAACCCAAUGAACUAUAUCCACAUGGAUCAGUUUGACCACCUUGUUUCUCUUAAGUCACUAGACUUGUCUGGGAUCAACAUCUUCAAUAUUCAGAACCAAAUGUUUAAGAAUCUGGGCAACCUCUCGUACAUAUACUUCAAGAAGUUUGAAUACUGCAGGUAUGCUCCACAUGUCCGGAGCUGCAAGCCGAAUACAGAUGGAAUCUCAUCUUUUGAAAACCUGUUGGCCAACAUCAUUUUGCGGGUCUUUGUGUGGGUGGUGGCUUUCAUCAUCUGCUUUGGAAACCUGUUCGUCAUCUGCAUGAGGUCAUGCAUCACAACAGAAAACAGGCUACAUACCCUGUCUAUCAAAUCACUCUGCUGUGCUGAUUGUCUGAUGGGAGUUUAUCUCUUCUUCAUUGGUGCCUUUGACAUGAAAUAUCUUGGAGAAUACAAUAAAAAUGCCCAACAGUGGAUGGAGAGUAUGAAGUGUCAGCUCAUUGGUGCAUUAGCCAUGCUCUCCACUGAGGUCUCUGUCAUGCUACUAACAUAUAUGACACUUGAGAAAUACAUGUGCAUAGUCUUUCCAUUCACUCAUUACAGGCCAGGCAAGAGGCAAACCUUAUCAACACUGGUCUCCAUCUGGAUUGCUGGAUUCAUAAUCGCCAUGAUACCAUUGUGGAAUCAUAAUAUGUUUGGCAAUUAUUAUGGAAAGAAUGGAGUGUGCUUCCCUCUUUAUUCUGAACAGUUUGAGAGCCUUAGUGCAAGAGGAUACUCCACAGGAAUAUUUCUGGGUUUGAACUUACUUGCUUUCAUCAUCAUUGUCUUCUCCUACACCAGCAUGUUUUAUUCAAUCCACAAAACAGGAGCACAGUCGGCCGAGAGGAGCCUUUUCUCUAGAGAGGUAGCCAUUGCAAAACGCUUUUUCUUCAUCGUGUUCACUGAUGCCCUAUGCUGGAUCCCUAUAUUUCUGACGAAGUUACUGUCUCUCCUUGAAGUAGACAUACCAGGCAAUGUAACUUCUUGGGUUGUAAUCUUCAUCCUGCCAAUAAACAGCGCCUUGAAUCCAAUCCUCUACACAAUUACCACUGCAUCCUUCCAGGAAAAGCUGAAGCAGUGUUUGCGGAAUCAAGAGCUGCUUGGUCCCAAAAAGAGCCUCACAAGCACGACACAGAUGAGCAACGUGUAAGAUGACCAAUCCUGACAGCAUCAAGCAAAAGGGUGUUAACAUCUUACAUCCCUAGAUGAGUGCUAGGUCACACAGUAACUCUUUACAAUAUUGAGUGAGAACUAUCAUCUGUCUCUUACCAGAAGCAAUGCUGUGUGAAACAACAAUUUCUGACAGCAUAUGUUGAGAAAGCUUUACCACCUCAUUUCUCUAAGUGAAUGCUGUGUUACACAAUCAUUCAAAUAGCGUGGAUUGAGGAAGAUUCAUCAUCUUGGGUCUGGACAAACAGUCACGGUGUAACACAGCUAUUCAUGAUGACAUACCAUGAGAAUUUUAUUAUUUCCUUUCUUUCCAUGAAUGGGUGCAACAUAUAUUGAGAGAGCCUUUGCCAUGUAACUGCUCAUCAAGCAACCAUAUUUAGUGUAGACCACCAGAUCUAAUAGCACUAAUGUGAUAAAUGUCCUAGGUAGUCCUUUCAUCCAUUAUUGCAAACAUUGGACAAGAUAAAGAGUCAACUCCCCACUCAAAUUACUUUUCACAUACAUUAUGUUACCCUCUUUUUCCUGUUUCAAAUCCUAAAAUUGCCUGACUCUCUUUUUACAGAUCCUUAUACUUAGUUGUGUCUUUGCUUCUCAACUCCCAAUCAAACCGUUUUAAAACAGAUACUGUGCUACAGUCUUAGCUGCUCAAGCACAAUUGUCUGUAAAACAAUUUUGGAUGUGAGUAAAUCAUGGGAAAGCCAGUUCCAAACUUAAUCAUUUCAGUCUCAGCUGCCAGACUUGACUGUGUCAGACUCAUGGCCUAAAUGUAGUCAAUGUUCUUGUGUCGUGGAUAUAAAUCAAACAUAUUGAAGAACUGAAUGGUUGAAAUUUGUAUGGAAAUUUUAAAAUGAUGUUACUGUUUUACCCUGUCUCAGAUACUACAGAAUUUAACAACUUCUUCAAUAACAGCACUGCUUGACCACUGUUGAGUGUGAGUUCCUUUGUUAUAGUAGCAUUUGAAUACAUGCAGCUUUCAGCAUACAAAUGGAAGCACUGGCAGUGAGGUAGUGACCUGUAGAGUACCACACGAUAGUGGUAAAUCCCCUUUUUACACUACAUAUCUAUAAGAUCUGACAUAGAUGUACAUCACAGACCAGAAGUGAAUGUCUCACUUUUAUUUGACUUAAAGGUAUUGAGGUUAGUUACGCACAGGUGUUAUCAAUUCUAGAAGGAGUGAAAAUAGACA